GGUCCGACGAUUGUAGUGAUAUUUUGUUGGAAAAACAGUGAUAAAUGGAUCGCCAGGAAGAGUAUCAUGAUCCAGACUACCCUGGAACCUCAACAUGCGCGACUGACGAGUCGGCGAAUCUGUCGGAAGAAGCAAGACUGGAGAAAAUUCGUAACGUUGUCCGCCGGGAGUUUGCAAAUGAAUUAGAAGUCAGAGAAAAUGAAGUAAUGCUCAUAGACCAGCGGAUGUCAACAUCUCGUCGUCUGCUUCAUCGCCUUCGAUAUACACUAGUGAAUAAUUACUUCAAUGACCAAAAACUGCAGCUCAGUGGUGCUCAGGUCCAGGACGAAGUUGCUGCUCAGCAUGAGCCCAGGGCUAGGAAUGAGGUAUCUGCGAUCCUACGCGACGGGCAACGUCGUCUACAUCCGUCAGUGCGCAAGCUUCUUGGCAAACAGACGGUGGACUUGGAUGAGAUCCUGUUUCGCAGUAGAGCGCCAAGGAACAAGAUACGUAGGGAUUAUUCGGCGAUGCUCCAAACUCGCAACUACACGAUAGCGGCGGACGCGACGAAGUCGCUCCGCCCGGACAAGGACGGGCCCGACGCGGCGCCCGAGGAGCCCGGCUCGAGCAAGCCGAAGAAGGUUCCCCGCCACCUGGACCCCAAGGCCGCGAACGUGGUCACGCUGGACAAGGCCACUCGGAACCAGACCAAGUACCGCUACCGCAUCAUCGUGGGCAACACGUCGAAGUACGCGCCGCCCGCGUCCCGCGCGGACCGCUCGACGCACAAGUGGCUGCUGUACGUGCGCGGGCCGCCGGCGCAGCCCGACGUGUCGCGCGUCGUGUCGGCCGUCACCGUGCGCCUGCACCACUCCUACGCGCCGCACCACACCGUGCACAUCGACAAACCUCCAUUCCAUAUAUCCCGCCGCGGCUGGGGUGAGUUCCCUGCGCGGGUGGAGCUUCACUUCACGCUGCCGGAACGCAACCGCCCCGCUAACAUAGAACACACCAUCAAGCUUGACAGGAAUUACACCGGUUUGCAAACGUUGGGCGCUGAAACAAUAAUCGACGUAUGGCUAUACAGUACCCAAGAUAUGUUACAAUAUGAAUACAAAGAGGACUUUGAAAUUGAACAUAAAAUCGAAUCCGAAACAGUCGUAUCGAAGCUGGAACCCAUGGAAACUGUGCCUGAGGAACAGACAGACAGACAGGACAACUGGCUGGAUUUCUUCUCCAAUACAACGGAAUUGGAUGUCGAUGAAAUGAUUAUCAAACCAGAGAAGAAAACUGAAGAAAGAAACGAUGUGGAGAAUUUGAUAGAACCUAGCAUAAUACCUAAACAAGACGUGGAUGGAAAUCAUAUAGAUCCUAAAGACAUGAAAGUAAUACGAGAAAAUGAUAUAAGUAAUCAUACUGAGAACGAAGAAGUGACGAAUUGUAAAAGUUUUGAAAACCAUGAGGAUUUACCCAACGAGUUGUUAACUCAACCGACAUCACCCAAAAAACGAAUCAUGAAGUAUAUGGACCCGACAACGGGCAAAAUAUAUUACUUAGAAAUGGAUAGAAACUUAGAUUUAAGUAAAGUACAAGAAAUUGUCAUAAAUUCGCAAGGAAAAGUGAAAACUGCAAAAAUAAGCCCAAUCAAACCAAACGGUUUGAAAAACGUUAGGAAAAACUCUAAGAAACCUGGCAUGUCGUUGUUGAAACCUGAAGUUAAAAGUUUGCUUAAGAAUGAGAAUUUAAAUCAAAAAAAAUCUAUAUUAAAAAAAAAUUAUACACAUAUAGAGAAUGAUCACUGUUAUUUGGGCACGAACUGGGCGAAAAAUCUGUCAUUUAAUUCAAAUGUAACGGAAUUAGUGUUGCCAGAUCAUAGUGAAGUAACAGAAAAUGUUGCCCAUGAAGAAAUUGUAAUAAAAAAAGAAAAAAGUUUAUACGAAUGCCUGUGUAGUGCGAUGACUCGGUUUACAAGUGUAAAAGUAGCCGUGAAUUACCUGUUAAAGAAAAUACCUGUUAUUUGUGGCGAUGCUAGGGAUCCUGAUUAUUUGAAAUAUUUCCCCUUUUCUGUGGAUAGUGAAGAGAGGUAUUGGAAAAUGGAUUUUGCAAAACGGCGGAACAUAGAGUGGUCCCGAGCUAAAUUAAUAAACAAACUCCUCACUGAACACUUUGUUCAUGAGACUAUAUGGAGGACGAAGCAGAUUCUAAUUUACUCUCGUCUUCAUGGAUUCUAUCCGGUCCGUACGGAAACCAUACAGAACAUCAAAUCAAACGACACAGAUUGGUCAUCAUGGACAGAUUUAGAGAACUCUAGAAUAUCAGAGAGUAAUAUAAAAGAACUUUAUCCAAAUGCUGAAGAUAUAUCUAGUCUAACGAUAUUCAACUCUGAAGAAUUUCUUCAAAAUGUAAUGGACACUUCGGAUAUAUCCGAUGAUGAGGAAGUGGAAAUAGUGACAACUGUGCCAGAAGCAGUGAAAAAUGAGUGUAGUGAUACGCAUAGUGAUUUAACAGUGUUGCCAGUGGAGAAUGAUGAAGAUAGACUCAGGUUUUUGUUUGUGGAGAAGAAGUGUGCCGAUAUUGGUAUAGAGUUACGGAAUGAGGAUGUUGGCAGUGGAUAUUCAUAUAGUGCCGUACAUGCUGUUCUGCUAUCAGCAAUGAAAAACUUCGCAGAAGACUUGAUACGAAGCGCGUUGGCUUCGAAGCUGCAAGACGCGAGGUCUGCAGAACAGUUACCUCCCGUUUGGAUCGGGUCGUCAUCAUCCCGCAGUGUGGUUUCCUUAGAACACGUCUACCGCGGUGCACAGAGCUCUCGAUUACAAGUGUUAUCAUCUAAAAACAUCGCCACGACACGAGUUCAUACAUAUUACAUCUAAUACAAUUACUAAU
This is a messenger RNA of Hyposmocoma kahamanoa, 2862 nucleotides long. RefSeq lists its product as uncharacterized. NCBI's taxonomy places the organism in Eukaryota, Metazoa, Arthropoda, Insecta, Lepidoptera, Cosmopterigidae. Gene Ontology annotation, cellular component: NuA4 histone acetyltransferase complex. Gene Ontology annotation, biological process: chromatin remodeling; regulation of transcription by RNA polymerase II. Gene Ontology annotation, molecular function: histone binding. The coding region runs from base 45 to 2849 and encodes 934 amino acids. The transcript has 9 exons. The record is from RefSeq and is a predicted model, not a curated record.